Messenger RNA from Schistocerca gregaria, 1145 nucleotides. RefSeq names its product NADH-ubiquinone oxidoreductase chain 5-like. Gene Ontology annotation, biological process: ATP synthesis coupled electron transport; electron transport coupled proton transport. The record is from RefSeq and is a predicted model, not a curated record. The transcript has 2 exons. Gene Ontology annotation, molecular function: NADH dehydrogenase (ubiquinone) activity. NCBI's taxonomy places the organism in Eukaryota, Metazoa, Arthropoda, Insecta, Orthoptera, Acrididae. The coding region runs from base 768 to 1118 and encodes 116 amino acids.
UUAUUUUCUAUUUGUUCUUUGAGUUUUUUUUCUUUGUUUAUUUCGAGAACUAUAAUUUUUAUUUUAGGUAUUUAUUAUUUAAUAAUUGAUUAUAGAGUUUUUGUUGAGUGAGAGCUUUUCAAUUUAAAUGGUUCUAUAGUUGUUAUAACUUUAAUUUUGGAUUGAAUAUCUCUUAUUUUUAUAUCUUUUGUUAUAUAUAUUUCUUCUUUGGUUAUUUAUUAUAGAGAGGAUUAUAUAUCUGGUGAAAAGAAUAUAAAUCGUUUUAUUAUUAUUGUUUUAAUAUUUAUUCUUUCUAUAGGUUUUUUAAUUAUUAGUCCUAAUUUAAUUAGAAUUUUAUUAGGUUGAGAUGGUUUAGGUUUAGUUUCUUAUUGUUUAGUUAUUUAUUAUCAAAAUGUAAAAUCUUAUAGUGCUGGUAUAUUAACUGCACUUUCUAAUCGUAUUGGUGAUGUUGCUAUUUUAAUUUCUAUUGCAUGAAUGUUAAUUUUGGUGGUUGAAAUUAUAUUUAUUAUUAUGAUUUUAUUUCUAAUUCUUUUGAAAUAAAGCUCAUUACUAUAUUAAUUGUUUUAGCAGCUAUAACUAAGAGAGCUCAGAUUCCUUUCUCUUCAUGACUUCCUGCUGCUAUAGCAGCUCCUACUCCUGUUUCUGCUUUAGUUCAUUCUUCUACUCUUGUUACUGCUGGUGUUUAUUUAUUAAUUCGUUUUAGACCAAUAUUGGAUACUUAUAAUUGUGGUUGAUUUUUACUUUUAAUUGGUUGUAUAACUAUAUUUAUGGCUGGAUUGGGCGCUAAUUUUGAGUUUGAUUUAAAGAAGAUUAUUGCUCUUUCUACUUUAAGACAACCUGGUUUAAUAAUAAGAAUUUUGGCUAUAGGUUAUCCAAAGCUUGCAUUUUUUCAUUUAUUGGCUCAUGCUUUAUUUAAGGCAUUAUUAUUUAUAUGUGCAGGUUCAAUAAUUCAUAAUUUGAAGGAUUCUCAGGAUAUUCGUUUUAUAGGAUCAAUUGUUAAUUUCAUACCUUUAACUUCAGUUUGUUUUAAUGUUUCUAGUUUAUCUUUGUGUGGAAUACCUUUUUUAGCGGGAUUUUAUUCAAAGGAUUUAAUUCUUGAGAUGGUUUGUUUAAGAUGAAUUAAUUGUUUAAUUUUUUUCUUUAUU